This is a messenger RNA of Cadophora gregata, 3765 nucleotides long. RefSeq lists its product as uncharacterized. The coding region runs from base 730 to 3201 and encodes 823 amino acids. The record is from RefSeq and is a predicted model, not a curated record. Gene Ontology annotation, cellular component: cytoplasmic stress granule. Gene Ontology annotation, molecular function: mRNA binding. The transcript has a single exon. NCBI's taxonomy places the organism in Eukaryota, Fungi, Ascomycota, Leotiomycetes, Helotiales, Ploettnerulaceae. Gene Ontology annotation, biological process: mRNA splicing, via spliceosome.
UUCUCCUUCUCCUUCUCCUUCUCCUUCUCCUUCUCCUUCUCCUUCUCUUCUCUCUCCUCUUCACUCUCUUCCUCCUCCUCCUCCUCCUUCGCCCCCUUUGCUUCAUCCAGCUUCUUCUUGGCUGCUGCUACUUCAGUGGUCAAUCAUACACUCAUUAGCUGCCGUUCUUUGCUGCUGCUUUCCAUUUCUUCUUCCCGCCAAUUUACAUAUACUCUUUAUUCAGGAUCCCCCAUUCCAACCUCCACGCUCGCUCAAUUCGGCACAUUCUCCCUGUUCUUUGUUCGACCAGACAGUUGCAUCAACCCAACCCCUUCCUCACUCGAAAUACACCUCGAUCAAAGUCUGCGAAAGUCAAAAGUUCUCGAACUCUAUUUCAGAUACCGUCGCCGUGUUCUUCGCUUCCUAUUUCGAGAUACUUGUAUACAAACUACGGAUACUUAAUUUAUACAAGAAUUUGUCUAUAUCAAACAUUCUACCGGCUUCCCCCCUUCGGCUCUUAAUCAACCCCACGAAUUGAAACCGCGAAAGGCUUGUCUCGUUUGGAACGGAUACUUGCACUUUUCCCCUGCAAUUGGUCGUUCGCUCUUUGACCCGACCAGAUUUACGACAGGUGCUCGUUGCUUCCAAUCCCACUACAAGUGCCUCCUUUGGCACUCCUAAUCCUUCAAAACGGCUGUAUUAUCAUCACUUGUGCGGGACAGCUCUGUCCUGCCACCUCAUCUUCUUGGGAUGCAGGAAAUACAGACUCAGAAUGCCCAGAAUGGGCCAGGUGCUGCGACUGCCAGCAGAUUUCCAGGCCAUGCCUCAAAGCCUUCCAACAGUGACACCGGGUUUUCUCACGGAGCCUACAGCUCCAACCAGUUCUCGAUGGGCGGUUAUGGAGAUAGACAUCCGCGAAGAGCGAACAUUCCCUCCAUCAAUACCCAGCCCAUGAACCAGCAGGGCCAGAACGAUAUGGCUACUCCCGGUACCGCCUUCGACAUGCAGUUUACUCCCUUGCUUCCUUCCCAGCUCUUGCUUGGAUCCCCGUUCCAGCCAGGUACACCAGCCGCCUUCCAGAGCCCCCAGUUCCAGAACUACGCUAGCUUCCAGCAACACAACCAACAGCAGCAACAACAACAGCAGGCACAACAGCAGAACAUGAGCCCGCUCUCUCCCCAAUUGUACCAGACCCUCGUUUCGCCCUCGACCUAUGGCGCUCCUCAAUUUUACAACCCCCAAUCCCCAACAGGCGGAUUCGCGAAUUUGAACAACCAGAUGAGCCAGAUGCAGAUUCAGCCAUCUUCCCCAGUCCAAAUGUCACCUGGUUUGGUUUCGGGCACAAGCAGAACAGUAUACUUGGGUAACAUUCCUCCGGAGACAUCUGCGGAGGAAAUCUUGGGACAUGUACGAAGUGGACAAAUCGAGUCUGUCAGACUUCUGCCAGACAAGAACUGUGCUUUCAUUUCAUUCUUGGAUGGGAGCUCUGCCACACAUUUCCAUUCCGAUGCUAUCUUGAAGAAGCUUUCCAUUCGCGGUCAGGAUAUCAAGGUUGGAUGGGGUAAACCUUCGCAGGUACCAACAUCUGUUGCUCUGGCGGUUCAACAGUCAGGUGCUUCCAGAAAUGUAUACUUGGGUAAUCUUGAGGAGACUGUUACUGAGGAUGAGCUUCGCGAGGAUUUAAGCAAGUUUGGACCGAUCGACACCGUCAAGAUUGUCCGUGAAAAGGCGAUUGGCUUCGUUCACUUCCUGUCUAUUGGUAACGCCAUCAAGGCUGUCGCACAACUCCCACAGGAGCCAAAGUGGCAAUCACCACGCCGUGUUUACUACGGAAAGGAUAGGUGCGCCUACGUCUCCAAGACCCAACAGCAGAAUGCCGCUCAAUACCUCGGUAUUGCUCCUGGAUACGCUCAUGUACUAAACGGCGCUGAUCGUGAUCUGAUCUCCAAUGCUCUGGCCCAACAAUCUGUUGCUGCUGCAGCUGUUGCCACAACUGCUGGAGGCAUUAACAACCUUGGCAAUAGAACUGUUUACCUUGGAAAUAUUCACCCCGAAACCACGAUUGAGGAGAUUUGUAAUGUUGUCCGUGGUGGACUUUUGCACCAUAUUCGAUAUAUACCCGACAAGCACAUCUGCUUCGUCACAUUUAUUGAUCCUACUUCAGCAGCUUCUUUCUACGCCUUGAGCAACUUGCAAGGCCUAAUGAUUCACAACAGGAGAUUGAAGAUUGGAUGGGGAAAGCACUCUGGCGCACUUCCAGCUGCUAUUGCUCUUGCUGUUAGCGGUGGUGCUUCCAGAAAUGUUUACGUUGGAAACUUGGAUGAAUCCUGGACCGAGGAGAGGCUGAGACAGGACUUCUCCGAGUAUGGCGAGAUUGAGCUUGUGAACACCCUUCGAGAGAAGAGCUGCGCAUUCGUCAACUUCACCAAUAUCGCCAACGCUAUCAAGGCAAUCGAGGCCGUUCGAGGCAAGGAUGAUUACAGACGAUUCAAGGUCAACUUUGGCAAGGAUCGUUGUGGAAACCCUCCUCGUCAAGUUCAACAGUCUCAACAAUCUCCUCGCAAUGAUGGUGUGAACUCGCCUCCUCCAAACAGCGGUGGACUCCAGCGUAGCCAGAACGGUAGCUCGCCAACCAACUCCCAGGCUCCAGGAUCUGCCACUGGUAGCGCUACCUUCCCUGCCCAGACACCAUCCACAAUUCUCAAUGCAGGAAGCAACAACCCUCUGACGAUGUAUCUCAACCAAGUUUCGCAACAAGCUCAUCAGCAACAACAGCAACAACUUGAUCCGUACUCAGUAGCUCAACUGCAACAGCAGCAACAACAGGUUCUUAUUGCUCAGCAAAACGCUCUGUAUGGCAAUGCUUCUCAGAACCUUGAUGCUCUUGACAUCCCGAACAGCCAGGGUAUGGGACACCAGCAAUCUGCGAGCAUCAACGGUUUCCAGAAUGGGCAAUCAGCCGCACCAACCAUGAAUGGUCUUCUGGCACCAGCACGCAGUCAGCACAACCGUGCUGUCAGUCUGCCAGUUUUUGCUCAGCAAGAGAAUGGAAACCAGAAUGAAGACCAACAGAGACGUGGACAUCAAUACCAGAGCUCUUUCUCGGGGCUCGGUAAUGGUAACGGGUUCUCAAAUGGCUAUGGACUUGCCAUUCAGGAUAAUUCUGGCAUGAGCCUGAAUGGAUUGAACGGUUGGGCAGAGGAAGAGAUUGUUGGCAACUAGGCGGCUGACUCUACUGAGAGAAGAUACUCAGGGGGUUUGGGGAGCUUGGAUACUUGCAUGGAUAUUGUGUUGUAAUACUUCUUUCUUCAAUGUGUUUGCUUAUUUCGGUUCAACUUCAUUCAUUCGCCUUCAUUUAUUCGAUUUCUUCUAUCUUUGCAGAAGCUCUUAUCUUUUUGGACAGCAGCUAUUCGUUCCACUCGUUGCUCUUUGGGCUGUUUCUUGUUCUUUUUUUUGUAUCCGUCUACAACCUUGCUUUUGUGCUUUACUAGGUGCAGAUCUAGCUUGCUCUUGAGCUUUGCGUGUAGCGGAUUUUUUUUGGCGGAUGUGAGUUGCAGUAAGAAGGAUGAAGAAGAGGAAAACAACAGCAAGACGAGGGAGAAUAAGGUGGUGGUGGGCCUGUGUUGGAAGUUGAGAGGGCGAGGGCGAGGGCAUCCAUGUGUGUCUCUAGGACGGAAGUACAGCUGCUGGGUGAGAUGGGGAAGCGGUGGAUAUGGUUCGUGGCGAUCUAGAUAUCGUAUGGAUGCAUAGAAAUCUGAAUGGACAUACUGGUUCAUUUACUGGGAU